UCUGCCGAUGUAAUCAAUGUUCCGGUGAAGCACUGCCGCCACACUGCUGUUUACGUUUAAUAACAUCAAGGGACCGAAUACAAAUAUUAAUGCUAAUGGAUCUUCAUUUUUUCUGCAGUCAAGAUUUCAUCCUUAAGCCUUCCUGAAGAAUCGUGAGGACUCGGCUGUCACCGUCGCCAAGCCGGAUGGAUUCCUUAUUAGAUCUGAGCGCAGUGUGUGUGGCUCAGGAUGCAGAUCGCCAUAUCGAGUUCAUUAAAACUUUACCAUUCAGCAUCAAGGAGAAACUGCUGCGGAUAAUGACGGCUGAAGGCACUCUCACCGAUUCCAACAUAAGUCAGCUCCUGCAUGCAGGAAUUCGCUCCCUCGACCUACAGAACUGCCAGAUUUCAGACUCAGCACUCGGACAAAUCCAGUGUCCUCAACUAAAGACUAUAAUACUAAUAGGCUGCAUGCACAUCACUUCAGAAGGUCUGAACACCUUGGCGUCACACUGUGUUAGCCUUAACAUAGUUGACCUCACUGGGUGUGCGGCUGUAACUGAUUCAGGUGUACGUGCACUGGCACGGAGUUGUAAGUGGCUAGAGGUUAUUUCCCUCAGCGAAUGUCCUGCAAUCAGUGAUGUUUCCCUGAUCGAGCUAGGGGCUAACUGCAGGUGUCUGUACAGCAUUGAUUUUGGUGGGACCGAGGUCACUGAUGAAGGUGUUAUUGGUCUUGCAACUGGAGUAUGCUGCCAGAGCUUAAAGGAGUUACAGAUGGUACGGUGCCGAAACUUAACAGACAUGGCUGUUGCUGCUGUCCUUUCAAACUGUGCCAACAUAAGAAUAUUCCUUUUCCAUGGAUGUCCCCUUAUUACAGAUAAAUCCAGAGAGGCACUUCAGAACUUUAUCGGACCAAACAAGAUUCAACAGGUCUCCUGGACUGUUUACUGAGUCUACUCUAAUGCACACUGUUAGAUCAUGCACCUGUUUAAUUCAAAUAAUAACCUACAGUGAAAAAAAAACAUGCUAAAUUAAGUUUUUUUUUUUUUUUUUACUUACUUUUUUUUUUUUUUGUAUUCUAAGCUGUUGAAAGUGUCCAAAGACUGUGAGUGUAUAGUUUAUGGAAUUUCAGUCACGUGAAUGUGCUUAAUAGUAGUAACAACACGUUUGUAAAUGUAUUUAUUUAACAAUAACUUUAUAAAGUACAUACUGGCUGUAGGAUUUAUUCCUAAUAAAAUUAUUGAAGAUGAAAAGGUGUCUUAAAGCAAUUGUCAACUGUCUUUAGUUAAACCUUGUACUCAAAGUAUUGUCAUAAUUUUAAGAGCCAAGUAAAAAAAGUAAACAUAAUUCUUAAUAUUAAUAUUAUAUGAAAAAAAACCACACUGCUUGCAACACAACUGAUCAGUCAAACUGAUGCAAGAAAAAUAAAAGGUGAUAACUUUC
Molecule: messenger RNA, 1421 nt
Organism: Clarias gariepinus (North African catfish)
Lineage: Eukaryota; Metazoa; Chordata; Actinopteri; Siluriformes; Clariidae
Gene: amn1
Product: antagonist of mitotic exit network 1 homolog (S. cerevisiae)
Exons: 7
Coding region: 186-929 (247 amino acids)
Biological process (GO): SCF-dependent proteasomal ubiquitin-dependent protein catabolic process
Cellular component (GO): SCF ubiquitin ligase complex
Molecular function (GO): protein binding
Source: RefSeq, a predicted model, not a curated record